This is a messenger RNA of Neohortaea acidophila, 2051 nucleotides long. RefSeq lists its product as uncharacterized. Lineage: Eukaryota; Fungi; Ascomycota; Dothideomycetes; Mycosphaerellales; Teratosphaeriaceae. The transcript has a single exon. Bases 101 to 1786 code for a protein of 561 amino acids. The record is from RefSeq and is a predicted model, not a curated record.
GUCACUCGCACCUCGAACUGCAGUGCGGCACACCCUGCAUCGCUGGUGAACCCCAAUCAACUGCAAUCAUAGGCCCGGGUGGUGCGAAGUGUUUGUGACGAUGGCAGAGUACAGUAUCAUCUUCCCUUCUCCACAAUCUCUACGCUCUUCUUUCACCUCACAUUCCCACUGUCCUCCUCUCACUCUCUUCUCCUUGAUCACAAUGGGCAGAGGUCGGAAUUGCUACAUCAGCUACACUGCCUUUGUGCUCCUCUCCAACGUCCCUGACGCGACUGCUGGCAGUAUCUGGGACGUCCACAUCCUAGAAGGCCCUGCCCCGCCCCCCGACAAAGGACCGCCUUUUUCUGCGCACGCAAGCCGUAAUCCCGCCUUGAUUCCCUACCAGAUCAUCGGCAUAAUUGGCGCGUAUAUUGGAAGUGUGCUUAUCGUCGGCUCAUUGCUUCUGACCGUGGGCCGCAAACUUCGCAAGAAAGCGCAGAAGAUGGCAUGCGAGCCAACGGAAAUGUUCAAGCCUCAAUCCACCGCGUUUGGGAGGAGCCCGACAUCACCUACCGGCGGUCGGCACUGGUAUUCCCCACGACGCUUAGCCGACAAGCGAAGCAUGAGCAGCAGCGUGCAGCCAGUGACCAGCAAUCAAGUCUCGCCAGGCCUGGAUAGCGUUGCGAGCUUCGACAACAGCGUGCUCGAAGCAGACCGGCGCAAAAGAGAGGCGGAGAUGGAGCGGCUGUAUGCCGCGGUCCUCGCACAGGACGAGUCGCAGGAUCCUGAUGGCAUAGCCUCCACGGUGCCAACAGUGGACAUGCCGCCCGAGUAUUCGAGUAAGGCCAGUGUUCGGCCAAUCAACUACGAUCCGAGCUUACGGCAAGGGCCAAGUUACACCUCUACCCCUCGCGGCUGGGCUCCGGAGUCUCUGGCCCAGGCUAUGUACGCAACCGACCCCGAACUGCCAUUUGAUGCUUCAUCGCCCAAGAGUCCUCUACAGUCGGACUACUCGCGAUGGGCGCCGUCGCAGCAAGAUCACGCCCGGAAUGUGUAUGCUAGAGGAGACUCCGAGCCGAACUCUGCACGUGCGAAACACUCUCCACGCAAGAAAACGCGCAAAUCACUUCGCAACAUCAAGAUCAGCGGGCCUAUUAUGCGCGACGACGAUGACAGCGGCGACGACCGCACGCCUCUGUCUCCACGAUUCUAUGCCAAUCCGAGUACUCCUCCAGAGCCGCCGGCGAAAGAUACCCCGCGCGUCAGGACCUUUCAAUCAGGCGGCAUCAGCAAGGGUGAUCAAGCACGGGACCUGGCGCUGUUGAACGCGCAGAUUCCGAGCGAGCAAGUCAUGGCGAAUGCAUCACGGACAGUGCUUGACGCCGGCACCACCCAACGAGCCGGUCCGAGCAGGGUAGGGGCGAGGGGCAAUGGUGUGCUGCCUCUGCGCGAAAUGAACCGGCAAUACGCACAGCAGGCACAGACGUCCCACGCAACCACGUUCCCCCUCUCGCCCGGGCAUUGGAAUGCCACAUCGCCCACGCAUGGCAAAUAUGCCAUGAGCGCGGGCCCGGUGAAGACUACAUUUCUCGAGGCUCGUCGGGACCAGUUCGCAGGGCCGCGCACGGGAUUGCCCACGCCGUACAGUCCGUACAUGCCGUUCACGCCUCUGACGCCGGUGACGCCUCACCUGACGAGCAAGGCGGAGCGGAAGCAAAAGGAAAGGGAGGAGAAGAGGUUCCAGAAACCGAUCAUGGAGGAGGAUGCGGUGGCGGAUGAGAAGGAGCUGUGGAGCUCGGGGUAUUAGAUACCUUCCCUGUAGUAGGUCGGCACACUGGGACGAUUGUCGAGUGUCGGGGGGAGGGUAAUCAUGAAUGUGUAUCUCGCACAACCUCGAUUACGCCAAGACGCAGCACGCGUUGCGCUCCAAUCGGACGGCAGCGCAAAGUCGAUAUGGGCUUAUGGGCGUGGCGCCGAGAUGAUGACGGACUUGGCGGGGGAGUUGGAGGGUGGUGCGUGUGCCAGCUUUGCAAGUCGACAGACAGGUUGCAGGAUGUGAACAUCAUUACCUA